This is a messenger RNA of Nerophis lumbriciformis (worm pipefish), 3306 nucleotides long. The record is from RefSeq and is a predicted model, not a curated record. NCBI's taxonomy places the organism in Eukaryota, Metazoa, Chordata, Actinopteri, Syngnathiformes, Syngnathidae.
AUGGUCGCAUUCCGUUGGGAGGACCCCGUUUUGGGUAGAGGUGAGUUAUGGGAGGACAGCAGAAGCCUGAUUAAGAGCGGUCUGAUUGAUUGGAGUUCCACUGAGAGGGAGGAAAAUCUAGAGUUCAAGAGAAAGCGUCUAUUACCCAAGCUCGACGGCCUGCUCAUUCACAUCGAACAAGGGAAAGAAGUGAGGGGAGGGGAUGCAGGGGGGUUAGGGGAUGGCGUGGGGGUUGGCUACUCUUCAGGAGACAUACAGUAUGAAUUCAAACUGGGAGUAGAGGAUGAGAAAGAGGAUCUUGCUUGGAAUGCAGUUGACACUGAUGAUGUCACUUCAUUUCGCCGCUCUUCACAAGAGGAGGGGGAUAACAGGGAUUCGGCUCGCUCCGUCCAUCUUAGGGUCAACCGUCCACCCGACUCGGUUCCACGCUCGCCGUGUCCGGAGACUGGCCAUUGUUACUCGGGGUUGCCCUUGGUUACGGCGGUCGCCUUUGUCAGCCGCCGACCACGCUGUGAGGAUUACCGGCGACCGGUCGGCUUUUCCCGAGCUCGCAACCUGGUCCUCACGGGCUGUCGCCAUAGUAACGGCAGCAGCUACAGAGGUUCGCCGCGCACACCGCCACCGCACGACUGCGGGCAGAGCGGGCAAGAGAAAAAAAACGUCGGAAUUGCGUUCGACUGUUCGGAUCGAAUGGAUGAUGCAAGGCCGGAGAGAAAUGGUGAAAUCAAGCGAACGUUGACAUUUGCAGCAUCGCGUCGGGGAAGUGGCUCGCCAGCUGGUGGCGGCGGCGGCUUGGAUUUUGUGUGCAUGCGGUCACGGUCGCAGUUGCGCACGACCUCUUUGUGUGGACAAGGGAGCUCCGGCGUGUGGACGGCGAGGUUCUCCCAGGAGCCGGCAGACCAGUCGGUGGUGCGGGGCCAGAGGGUUAUCCUGUCCUGUGUCGUCUUCAACUACUCGGGUAUUGUCCAGUGGACAAAAGAUGGCCUGGCGUUGGGGAUCGGCGAGGACCUGCGGGCCUGGCCUCGGUACCGGGUGCUGCGGGUCCAGGAGCUGGGCCAGUAUAACCUAGAGAUCUUGUCAGCUGACCUGUCUGAUGACUCCUUGUAUGAGUGCCAAGCGCCUGAUGCCGCCUUGAGGUCCAGGAGGGCCAAGCUCACCGUCCUAAUCCCCCCUGAUGACCCUGUGAUUGACGGCGGUCCGGAGGUUCUGCUCAACGCGGGGGAGUCCUAUAACCUCAGCUGUGUGUCUCGAGGCGCCAAACCACCUUCGAUGAUCGAAUGGCUUAAAGACGGCUUACCUAUAGAUGGCGCCGUCAGUGGCACUGAGGUUCUUCCAGACCGCAAGAGGGUUACCACGCGCAGCUUUCUACCCAUCCACCCCAUCGACACAGACACAGGGAGAAACUACAGCUGCGUGGCGUCCAACCUGGCGGCCCCCGCAGGCAGAAGCACAACCGUUACCCUCAACGUGCACCAUCCACCGACAGUGACCUUGUCCAUUGAGCCUCGCUCUGUCCUAGAGGGCGACAGAGUAACCUUCACUUGUCAGGCCCAUGCCAAUCCACCAAUUAUGGGCUACAGGUGGGCCAAAGGUGGUGUGGUGCUGCAGGGCGCGAGGGAAAGCGUAUUGACCACCAAAGCGGACCACUCCUUUUUCACCGAGCCCGUUUCUUGCCUGGUCUUCAACGCCGUGGGCAAGACCAACGUCAGCAUCCUCGUGGACGUUCACUUCGGUCCCAUUCUCUUGGUGGAACCUCAGCCCAAAACGGUGGACGUCGACUCGGACGUCACCCUCAACUGCAAAUGGGCCGGAAACCCCCCACUCACGCUUACGUGGUUUAAAAAAGGUUCCAACAUGGUUCUGAGUAACAGUAACCAACUCUACCUGAAGUCCGUGAGCCAAGCCGACGCGGGACAGUACGUAUGCAAGGCCAUUGUGCCGCGAAUCGGCGUCGGCGAGACCGAGGUCGCCCUCACCGUCAAUGGCCCUCCGAUUAUCUCCAGCGACCCCAUCCAGUACGCAGUGCGAGGGGAGCGCGGCGAGGUCAAAUGCUACAUUGCGAGCACCCCUCCUCCAGAUAAAAUUGUGUGGGCGUGGAAGGAGAACGUGUGGGAAGAGGAGAAGGGAACUCUUCUGGAGCGCUACACGGUGGAGCAAAGCAGAACGUCAGCAGACGGCGGCGGCGUCCUCUCAACCCUCACCAUCAAUAACGUGAUAGAGUCAGACUUUCUGACCACGUACAACUGCACGGCCUCCAACUCCUUCGGGCCCGGGACCAUGAUCAUCACACUGGAGGAGACUGAAGAGGCCCCCGUGGGGUUAAUAGCUUGCGUGACGGUGGGCGCCAUCAUCCUUUUGUUCAUCUUCCUCCUGGUUUUUGUGCUCAUCUUCUACCGUCAACGCAAAGGCAGUCGGCGAGGUGUCACGCUGGGAAAGCCGGACAUUAAGGUGGAAACGAUCAACAAGGAGAGCCACAGCUUAGAGGAGGACUCGGGCAGCGUGUCCACCGCCUCGCGCAUGGUGAAGGCGAUGUACUCCUUUCUCCCCUCUGUGUCCUUCUCUCCCUCCAACCAGCCCUUUAAGGAUGACAUCGAGCUUAAGUCGGACCUCCGUAGCGACACCCUGGACACCCGCCAGGAGUAUGACCUGAAGGAUCCCACCAACGGCUACUACAACGUACGAGCUUCCACACUUGACGAAGGUCGCCCCGCCUCGCGAUCCACCGUGCACUACUCCGACUAUCGGUCCCCUACUGGUACUCCAGGAGGGGCUGCGUCCAUCAGCGGCAGCAGCGCGGGUGGCUCGGGAGCCACGGCUAGCGGCGGAGCCCCCGGCCCGGGUCCCCUCACCUCCCCGGGCCGCCCGCAGGCCUGCUACGACCCGCGGCCGCCCUCCAGACUGUCGCACAUCAGCUACGCGCAGUUCAACACUUUCACCCGCGGGGGCCAGAGCCAACAAGCGCCUGGCAACCCCGCUCCCACUGCCGGUGACUUCCCCGGGGACUGCAGCUUGCUGGAUUCCACCUCCCAGCUGGCGUACGACAACUACGGCUAUCCGUCGCAUUACCAGACCUACCGGAUGGGGUUCGCCCCGUCCAGCCUGGCCCCGCUGGAGUCCGGCCCCUCGUACGAGAUGUACGGGGUAGGAUCGGGAGUGGCCGGUCCCGGCGUCGGCGUGGGCCCCGCGCCAUCGGGCUCGGACGCCGGACUCGGCAAGUACGGCAGCUCCACUCGUUUCUCCUACACGUCGCAACACUCCGACUACACCCACAGCCGACACACGCAGAGGAUGCAGACUCACGUGUGA